Messenger RNA from Emiliania huxleyi CCMP1516, 1481 nucleotides. RefSeq lists its product as hypothetical. The transcript has a single exon. NCBI's taxonomy places the organism in Eukaryota, Haptophyta, Isochrysidales, Noelaerhabdaceae. The coding region runs from base 48 to 1397 and encodes 449 amino acids. The record is from RefSeq and is a predicted model, not a curated record.
CAAGGGCGCUUGUUUGGAGCAAGGGCGAGUCCACGUCUCCUAGCUCGAUGUCGCGCAUCACCGUCCGUGAGCAAGCCGAUGGCAAGCUGGUCGGGUGGCAACCGUCGACGGAUCCGGCCCACCGUGGCGUGCGCGGUGUUCCGCCGCCGCUGGCGGGCACGGUCGAAGGCUCAUGUGUCACCUUCCCCAGCGUGUCUGCGCCUGAGUUCCUUUACCGGUGCUUGACGGUGCCUCAUAAGCUGUCUGCGGACUCAUCCGAGGGUCUCGCGACUCGAAGUAUCGGCCUCGGCAAGGCCUUCGUCUCUUUCGCUUCUCUCUCGACCAACUUCUUGACGUACGCCGUCUCUGGGAUCUUCUACGACCGCUCCCUGCUGCGGACAGCGCUCAACGUCACGCUCGACGUCGCAGGAGUGCGGAGCUGCUCCAGCCUGGCCAACUUUGCGCUGCAAACCGCAGGCCGGCUCGGCUUCACGCACGCGGAGGUGGCGGUCAAGGACUCGACUGUCGUACCGGCCGCAGUGUCCAGCAUGCCUGCCGUCGUCUCCGACCUCUUCAACUCUCACUGCCUCGUCCACGUGGGCGUCGUAUCUGGCGGCCGAGUCUGGAACACGUUCAACCCUGCCAUGACCGAGUACGUCGCCAACCGCGGCGUCGACAAGGAGAACGACCUGGAGCACGCCUCGAUCGCCCACGUGCUGGCACGCAUGCUAUGGCGGCUGGUGGAUAGCGACGAAGAGCGCACGCCUAUGCUACGGGCCAUGGCUCGAGUGCUGCAUGCGCCGCUGUCGCCGGUCGACUCGACAAGCGAGGUGGCCCAAGCUGAGGCCGACGAGGUGCUGAUGCUCUCGAUGAAGCGUUCCAGCAGCUACGUGCAUGGCCUCUCCUCUCUGGGCGUCCCGAUGGAAGAGGCGCCGGACGAGUCGGUGGUCGUUCCGCACCGGUACGUCGUCCGCCUCGUCCGCGUCAAGGAUGCCGCGAGCGGCUGCGACGCUCUCAUCUACGUGGGCGUCGACGUCCCCGCCGGGGCGGACGGACGGGGCAUCUUCCAGUUCGAGAGCGGCGGCUGCCUCGGCCGGCGCAAGCGGGCGCUCGCGGACUCCGCUACCUACUCGCACGGCAGCGAGUCGCCCUCGGUCUCUGAGACCGGGGCGGCCGAGGCCCUCGACGAGCCGCCGCAGGCGCAGCCGGAGAUGGUGCGCCGGAGCUCGAGCAGCACGAGCAGCGCACGCAGCGCCGUCGUGCGGGAGGGAGCCAUCCGCCACCAGCGCAAGCGGUGUCGAGCCGCGUCGCCGCCCGCGCUCUCGUCGGUGUCUGAGGAGGAGCUGCUCACCGUGCUCGAUAGUGAGGAGGCAGCCGACAGGAGCCUCGUCUCGCAGAUGCUCGCCAUGAUUGGCUGAUUCAGAUCGCCAUCAAUUGUUUGUUUACCCGGACGACUGUUUUUGUUGACUGCUGUGUUAUGUUAGAACAACAAGCUAAAGCGC